This is a messenger RNA of Sparassis crispa, 978 nucleotides long. RefSeq lists its product as hypothetical. Gene Ontology annotation, molecular function: protein binding. The record is from RefSeq and is a predicted model, not a curated record. Bases 1 to 978 code for a protein of 325 amino acids. The transcript is spliced from 2 exons. NCBI's taxonomy places the organism in Eukaryota, Fungi, Basidiomycota, Agaricomycetes, Polyporales, Sparassidaceae.
AUGUCCGACGUUACAGCUGAACCGACCAUCCCCAAACAUCCCUUUGACGAUGCGGACGCCGACAUCAUCAUUCGUUCAUCUGAUGGCGUCGACUUUCGUGUGUACAAAGUUGUUCUUUCCAAGGCGUCCCCCGUCUUCAAGGACAUGUUCACAUUACCUGCGGAAAAGCCUGCGCAGAUCUCUCAGCUCAGUAUCCCAGUAGUUUCUGUCACAGAGGACAGUCGAACACUGGAGAAUCUGCUACGGAUGUGUUAUCCCGUUGCCCAGCCGGUUUUGACGCGGCUGGAGGAUGUGCAUGCAGUCCUGGACGCAGCCAAGAAGUACAUGAUGGAUCAGCUGGUGCAGGGAUUGAAGGAUGCACUCAUGGCCUUUGCGACGAAGGAGCCCUUCCGGGUGCUCUGCGUUGCGUAUUCCUUCAGAUUCGAAGAUGAGACGCGUCUCGCUGCCAAGGGCACUCUACAACUCUUCAUGCGACCCUUGCUACCCAAGCCUACUGAGCUAUGCCUCAUUCCCUCCACUGUACUGUAUAACCUUAUGCAGUAUCAUGACAGAUGUACGGAGGCUGCACUCGGUGUCUUCACCGACCUCGGGUGGGUCCUGACCGAUAAACGGGGUCGGCGUAUACUUAAACGCAACCGCCUGCAACUGGAGCCAUCAUCAGCGUGGAUCUGGUUCUGGUGUAGAGAAUGUACACCAUAUCCGCACGACAUUCCCGUAGUGCUACGGGAGAUGCGUGAAACGUUCACCUGCAGAAGUUGGUGGAUGGAUUACGUCCAACGAGUCAAAGAUCAAGUCGCAGCCCGACCGAUUGGAUCACUUGCCUUGGACAUGGAAUCGAUGCAGCCGUCCGUGUGUAGAGCGGGAAGCUGCACCGAAUGUGGUCCUAAAUCAUUUCAGCAACUGCUCGAGUUCAGUAAGCAUCUGGCUAAAAGAAUAGACUCAGCGACAGCCGCCGUUAAGCUCGACAUUCAGUGGUGA